Messenger RNA from Drosophila nasuta, 1150 nucleotides. It is a transcript of the gene ImpL1, whose product is annotated as Ecdysone-inducible gene L1. NCBI's taxonomy places the organism in Eukaryota, Metazoa, Arthropoda, Insecta, Diptera, Drosophilidae. The record is from RefSeq and is a predicted model, not a curated record. The coding region runs from base 81 to 1067 and encodes 328 amino acids. The transcript is spliced from 2 exons.
CCAGAUGCGAUCAGUUGGACUCGCAACGAGCAGCUGUUAAGAUCGCUCCCCAAAAAGAAAGUCAAGCUAAGAAAAGAAAGAUGAGACCAUAUCAGGUUGCCUGCAUCGUAGUGGCAAGUUUGCUGCUUCUGCAACCAGCCUCCAUUGAGGCAAAGCGUCGCAAGCACAAGGGCAACGAUCAUCACAACUCGCACAGAUCGAAGACAAAGACCAAAUGGUCCACCUCAUCGGAUCUGAGCGGUCCCAACUCUCAGGUGUCCACCGAGGAGCAUGGCUACUAUGUGAAGCGCACCUUCUCCCCACUCGCCGCCAAGGAAGGUAAGACUCGCCAGAGUCCUCCAUACUUGGCCAUUCCCAUUGCCUGGUUCAGCUGUGAAGCGGGCAAAGCCGGUUGCCAACAGCUCAGCAACUCGGGCAGCAUCAAUAGUCCAGCUCAUGCCUUGAGCGAGGGUUAUUUGUGCGACGAUGAUUGUGCGGAAGAGCUCUAUGAACCCAUCUGUGGCAAGACACCCAACGAAAUUGCUGUGUUCUACAACAAAUGCAAGCUGAAUGUGGCCAAGUGUCGCACUCAUGGUUUGUGGACAGAACUUCCUUACGAGGAGUGCCAGAAAACGUAUCCCAAGGAAACUGCAUAUACCGAGAAGAAGUUCAGAUGUUCCCCUUACUUCCGUGAUGCUGCCACAGUUGCUGCCGAGGCUGAGAAGGAGAAAGAGAAGGACAAGGAGAGCAAUGAGAGCAGCGAGGAGCAAAAGGAAGACAAGAAGAAGCACAAGCAGAAAGUGGAGAAAGUCGAACCAAUUGCCUUGCCUCUAGAAGUUAAGCCAGUCACUAUGCCAGUGCCCAUCCCCGUGGCUGUGCCUGUUCCCAACCUCGGAGCUGUCCCUGUUCUUUUGGCUCCUGAAGCUGUUGCCCUGCCCCCGAUUCCAGAGAAGAAAAAAGCUGAAACUCUGGCACAGAUCGUUACAAAGCCCCUAGCUAUCCAAAAUCAGGCAAUCAAGGCUCCAGUUGCAGCGGUUGCAAAGCCUUUGGAAUCCGAAAAGGAUAAACUCAAAUAUGUGGUAUCUUAAACUUACGUUUUAGGCUAAUUAUUUAUUUAUUUAUUUAACAUCAAAACAAGCUCACAAUAAAAGAAAAAACAAAAAAAAAAAGU